This is a messenger RNA of Cyanidioschyzon merolae strain 10D, 2475 nucleotides long. RefSeq lists its product as hypothetical. NCBI's taxonomy places the organism in Eukaryota, Rhodophyta, Bangiophyceae, Cyanidiales, Cyanidiaceae. The record is from RefSeq and is a predicted model, not a curated record. The transcript has a single exon. Bases 1 to 2475 code for a protein of 824 amino acids.
AUGAGUGCUCCGUCGAGAACCGAAAAGAUGAUGGAGUGCGGCGUUCUGACCACAUGGAGCGCUGGGCAGAUCCGACAGACAAGGACUUUAGCGGUCUCGCCGGAAACCAGCGAUACCGAGUGCCCGCCGUCACCGAGCGGUGACUCGAUGCUCGCGUAUGCUUGCGCGGACAGCUUCGCCCGGACCAAGCGAGCUCAAUGGUAUAUCGAAGUUGACUCGGAGGCGAGGCGAUGGAGUCUGCGGUGCCACCAUAGGUCAGCUGACGAGCUUCUCAGUAGGAUCAUUCACGUUCUGGAGGACAUUUCGCUGGAAGUUGAGGGCUUUGAGUGGAAAUCUGCGGCACUGCAGCACUCUCCUGAGCCAAAUGAAACCGCUCAUGGCAUGUUACAAGUCUUUGGAGGAUACCAAAUACACAAACAACGUGCUGGGGUUGAGCGAAUGUUACGGCUAGCUCUCUAUCGUACUGACAGUUUCGACGACGUAUUAUUGGAUGACUACUUUGCGGGCGAAGACGAUGACGACCGCAGCGCAUCCGGCGUUCAGGUCAGAGAUGAUACCGCAUGGGUCCACUUUAUCGACCAGUGGCGACGACGGGGUGAAUGCGUUGUGACCGUGCGAAGCGCGGCCUGCACAGCAACCGCCCUUGAACAAAUCAUAGAAUAUUUAGGUCAGGAAGGCUUUGUCGUGCGCAGCGCUGAAAUCAUUGCGGGCGGCUAUAAUCGUCGAGUCGUCACUCCCGAAACACCUUCCUGUCCCUGUGCUGAAUGCCUCGUGCAGGCGCAGCAGCUGUGGGCCGCAGCGCAGGCCGAUGCUCUGAAUGCCAGAGUCCCAUUGACGUUACUGCUUGGCCUGACGGGCUCUGCAAGCCACAUAGCCCACUUGAUUGGUGUGAGACUGGAUCGCUUACGUGCACUUUGCACAAAACUGGCCGGCCCCGAGUGCUCCGUUGAAGUCUAUCCACCGCACACGGCGGUGGUCGUGGCCGCUCUGGAAGAUGGGCCCGGCGUCGGCAGGGGCAUUAGUCUCUACAUCCCGCGCGUCUCUGAUCUGGAGUCGUUCUCAGAAUAUGAUGAUACACGCUCGAUUAGGACGCAGCGCAUGACGCCAUACGGGGUCGAGCAUCCUUGUCGCCGGUCGUCUGACGGCUCUGGUACGGAAACAACUUGCUUGAGCGCGUCACCGCCCCGCUACUGCUUGGCCACCACUGGCGCCAACGGCAGUUUUAGCCAGACAGCGGUGAAGGUUCAGCACUGCGAUCUGGGGCAUGCAUCGGAGGCAUCGGUUUUAUCCAUGGCGGGCCACGAGGCCUGCAACGAGCAGACAGCGCAGCGAACAGGACCCGUGCGCAGCGACUCGGAGGCGGAGCUCGUCACAAAACGUCGCCAAACGAGCGCUCGAAUGCGCAUGCCCGAUGAGCCCGUCGCUCGGAUUCCAGUCGAGAAAGUGCCAGUCUUGAAGACGGACGCUGUCGGAGCUGGGCGAGACAUUUCGCUGGUGUCUGAUGACACACUACAGGAAAGCGACACAACACGCUCCUCUUCCGAAGAGCAGGAGGUGAUGCGAGGCGCGGAGCUAGCAGGGGUUUCGUUCCGUUCGCCUUCGGCGUUUGCAUCAAGCGCAUGGUCGCCAUCCGAGACGCGAACACCCGACACGAUCACUGCUGCGGAGGCAUCGGCUGCGCUGCGCGCACCGCCUCCCGGUAUCGCUGCCGUCAGCAACAGCGAAAUAGCCGGCACCACGCUGAACCAAGAACACUUGGCCGAUGCGCUACGCUAUCUGUUUGCGCCGGACAUACCCCGUGUCUCAGUGGAACAUGAAACCUCAACGCAGUUCCGCGUUGUCGUACACACCCAUUCACGCCCCGGCAUUGGCCUUGACUUGAUCAGAGCGUUCCGCGCACUCCGUUGCACCAUUGUUCGAGGGCGCCUCUCCGACCCGCGCGAUACACGGCCGCCUCUGAAACGCCUCGGAGCCAGCAGCGCUACCGACACACCCCAGGCCGUUGUUGCCGAGCUCCUGCUCCAAGUGCCUGCUCUAGCAAGCGCCGACAUGCUGGACACCAAAGGCGGCAGCUCGGGCACCGCUGAUUCAGGCAUUGAGCGCUGGAAAGCGCGUUUACGAAACAUCGUCUUCGACGCCGUGGCGAAUCCGAUUUGCAUGCGCAAUGCGCGAGACGGCGCGGUCACCUGCGUGGCGUUGCAUGCGUACGCGCACACGUGUCAACUCGGCGAUCUGCUGCGCUUUAUGCAUGCUGCGCGGAUGCGUGUACGUCGCGCACGCAUCCGCACCUUUGGAACACGCAUCUACGAAUGCGUGCAGUUCACGGAUAUGGUGAUGCAAAAGGCGGUACCUUCGAUGCUGUGGGCAGAUUUACGGGCGCGCAUGUUGGCCGCGCUCUUCCACACGGACUGCACUGGACUGGUGUUUCCGGCACGCACGAAAAGCAUUCACUCGCGAUCGUUUCCCGCUAAUUGA